AUGGCUGGAGCUUUUUUAAAUCAGUAUUUCCAGAGCCUGGUUAAAAUUGUAUCUCCCUUGAUGCCACCAAUUGUUGUGGGAACUGUUGCUGUUUUAUGUGGAUAUGCAAUUGCCCAAAGUUCUUCAGCAAUCCUUAUGAUGCUUGGGCUUGAUGUGGUGUCGUCACGGAUUCUCUCCAUUGAGGUUGGCAUGCAGGUAGACCGUUACUUUAGCUGGACUAUAUUAAAAAAAUCUAUUCUUGAGGGGGAAUGGGCAAGUUUUCAACUUCGGUGA
Molecule: messenger RNA, 273 nt
Organism: Dovyalis caffra
Lineage: Eukaryota; Viridiplantae; Streptophyta; Magnoliopsida; Malpighiales; Salicaceae
Source: the annotation of a GenBank genome assembly